Molecule: messenger RNA, 4044 nt
Organism: Ornithorhynchus anatinus (platypus)
Lineage: Eukaryota; Metazoa; Chordata; Mammalia; Monotremata; Ornithorhynchidae
Gene: TPPP
Product: tubulin polymerization promoting protein
Exons: 4
Coding region: 113-772 (219 amino acids)
Biological process (GO): microtubule polymerization; microtubule bundle formation; positive regulation of protein polymerization
Cellular component (GO): microtubule
Molecular function (GO): tubulin binding
Source: RefSeq, a predicted model, not a curated record
GGGCCGCUGUCAGAGAGCCGAGGAGCGGCGCCCGCCGGGGCUGCGCUUUCUGGUCCUGGUCCUCAUCGGGAGGAGGAGGAGGAAGAAGAGGCUGCCGGGCAGUGGCAGCGAAAUGGCCGACAACCGAGCCAAGGCCCCAAAAGCGGCCAACCAGACACCCCCUAAAUCUCCGGGGGACCCGGGCAGGGACAAGGAGGCCAAAAGGCUCUCGCUCGAAUCCGACAACCCCAGCGAAGGAGCGGCGGCUUCGGAGCUGAGGGACCUGGAAGAGGCCUUCCGGAAGUUCGCCGUCCACGGAGACACCAGGGCCACGGGGAGAGAGAUGCACGGCAAGAACUGGUCGAAGCUCUGCAAGGACUGCCACGUGAUCGACGGGAAGAACGUCACCACCACCGACGUGGACAUCGUCUUCAGCAAAAUCAAGGGCAAAUCCUGCAGGACGAUUACGUUCGACCAGUUCAAGGAAGCCCUCGAGGAGCUCUCCAAGAAGCGGUUCAAGGAGAAGGACGGCGAGGAAGCGGUCCGAGAGAUGCACCGACUCAUCGAAGGAAAAGCCCCCAUCAUAUCCGGAGUGACGAAGGCCGUUCUGUCCCCGACAGUGUCCCGGCUGACGGACACGACGAGGUUCACGGGCUCCCACAAAGAGCGCUUCGAUCCCACCGGCAAGGGCAAGGGCAAGGCCGGGCGUGUGGACUUGGUGGACGAUUCGGGCUACGUGCCGGGCUACAAGCACGCCGGCACGUACGACCACAAGGUUCAGGGGGGCAAGUGAGCGGGGCGGGAGCCAGGGGAGGGGAGGGCACUGAGGUAAAGGGUGGGGGGCCUCCCAAGCCCCCGCGUCUGUCACGUUGGGAGCCGGAGGCGGGAAGGGUUUUCGAGAACUGGAACUCUGCGUAACGGGUCCGGAGCCCGGGGCGGCCCACCCUCGCCUCAGAACAUUCCUCCUGCUUCCGCCGAAAGAGGUAAGAUCCUCGUGGCGUCAAGGAUCGGGCAGAGAGGCUUUUGCCGACCGUCCCCGGUCUCUCGAGCUGAGCGUCUGACGGUUGUCCCGUUUCUUCCCCAAUUCCCGGGUCCCCUUUCCCGAGGGCCCCUUUCCGCACGCACACAGGAUUCCUUUCCUGUUUUUCCUGCCCGGCCCGACAUUACACUGGGGAAGUAAACGGAAGAGUUUACUUCCGUUACAAAGUUUAAAGAGGGGGUUCUGCUCCGGGGAAGAGAAUUGGGGGAGCUCGGCCCAGGCAUUCCAGCCGGAGUUUCCCCCUCCCUCCUCGCCAUCCCAAAGGGGAAAUAAAUAACUCGCCUUUCCCCCAAGCUGAGCCUUUGAAACUUCGCACGUUAGCAGAGUUGGAGAUUUCCACCGGGAAGGGGUUGUGCCCUGAAAACCUGAAGAAAACCAUAGACGUGUUCUCCAUCGCAGACUCUUGUCGUUAGCGUGUGCUUGUGACCUGCUGUGUUGUGUGUGGGUGCCGAUUUUGUUUACGUGUGGGCUCAUCGAGAACCUGUCCUUGAGCCCCAGGUCACCCGGGGAGAGGUGAGAAUGGAACAUGCCGCGAUGAGCCUCCCCGGUGUGAGUCGAACUCACCUCCGGGAGGGAUGGAUGGGACCCCACUGAGACGUCCGCAAAUUGCGGCCCGGCCGAGGGCCCCUGUUGGCUUCCUCUAGAGCCCCACCCUCUCCCGCAGACACUGGGGCGGAGAGACUUCUAGAAAGUUCCUCCCGGACUCGACCGAACGCUUCAUUCCAUCCGGGCGGUGGUUCUGUGCAAACCACGGGGCCCAACGCCCGCCCGAGGUGAGACGUCCGUCGGCCUGGCGUUUUCUGGGUAGUCGGCGGGGCGGCUUUGGAAUGGCUUCCGGCCCAGCUGGGCUGGAGAGGGGGAAAUAAAUGCCAGGGCGGGAGAGCGCAAGGAGAAGCAGGUGGUUCACUUCUCCCGUGGAAGCAUCUGACGUCCCCGGCGCUGUUCUGUCAGCGGUGAGCUUCCCCGGCCUGCUACUCGGCUUCGCCUCUCGCUGCGGACUACCGGAUGGCCCCGGCGGGUGAGCCCUGGUCGAGCCUUCCCCUGGCGCGGGCUCCCAUCCGACGCCAGGAUUUCCCUGCUACCCAACUGUUUCCCAACGGAAGGGAAGAACCAUUUAUACCCCUGAACCCUGCGGUUCAGGAAUAGGAAAGCUUGGCCUCGUUCAACCGAUCUCCUUCUGCCUGUGUGGGUCCAUUGCUCCAGAGUCAUUCCUCCAGGAUCUUCCCACCUGCCAUCUUCCCUGCACCACCCCGGCUCCGUUUUCGCCGACGCCGAGCGUCUCUGAGGGGUGAGGGUCUCUCAGAGAGGCUCGGCUUCUCUCCCAGCCUACGCUGGCUUUCUUGAGGUCUUCUGAAGGUUCUCAGUCAUCCCCCCGCUCACGGCCAAGUCACCGCCUCGUUUCCGUCGAUCCAUAACGUCCGCUUUCUCCCGGAGCGUUCUGGGUGUGGGUCUCCGGACCCUCUUCCGCUGACCCUCCCUCUGCUCGGCGGGUCACCCGCACCAGCCUCUCGCUCCUCUGCCGACCCCGAGGUCAGCAUGCUGCUUUUACCACCCAACUAGAUUUCGGCAAAAGACGCAGCCGUGACGAGACAGAGUCCUCGUCUGGGUAAGCUUCAGCGCUCGGCUGGGUUGCGCGGCGGAGGUGUUUCAAGAGUGGAAUUUGGAUGAAUUGUCACAGAGGCGGGUGCAACCCUUUCAGCUCCUAGCGAGUCGCCGGUCUCGUAUCGUUGGCGUUCACCUUCAGCAAAUUCAGUAGGAUUCGAUCUCUGGCUUCCCGCGAGGAAGAGGAGGGAAGGUGGAGCCUUCCUGGGCUAGUUGAACUUGUAGCUUAAAUGAACGGAGAGGGUCCUAACUCGACCCAAGUCAGGUUGCGGCGGUGCGGUGUAGUGGAAAGAGCAAGGAUCUGGGAACCAGGAGACCUGCAUUGUAGAUCUAGCUCUGUGAUGACGCCGUGUCGCUUUACCUCUGGAGGAAUCGAUUUCCUCAUCCGCCUUUCCCUCCCCCAGAGGGCUGUUCUGAGGCUCAAGCGAGCUCAUUGAUGUGAAAGCGCUGUAGAGAAAUAAGAGCACUUGACAAAUGCGAUAAAAUUUCAAUUCCCUUCUGCUCGAGCGUUGCUUUCGGCAUAGAUUAACAUUGAGCUAGCCUGGCCUAUCGGGUUCACUGUGAAGUUUUCAAUCUCCUAAAAAUCCCUUUGUCCCCCCCCUCCACCAAGAGCCCCUCGGCCUUGCAGAUUUUUUUCUCUUGGCAGACCGAUUUACUACUGAGGACUUCCUGAACUAGUGCCCUCCCGCCGUCUGAGCCUCACUGUAGCGAGCUACACCGAACAGCGGCACUGGUACUUUGCCUCCGGAACAGGGGGGAGGCAGGAGUUUUCCACAGCGAAAGGCACUGAUGUUUAGCCACAGGAAAGGGGAGGUGCUGCUAUCACUGGCUCAAGGGUCUGACACAGACCGAACAGGAGGGAAAGAAAGACAGUCGCUAGACUUUCCAGCCAGGAGCCAGGAUUCCCUCGCUUCGAACCCUAAUCAUUUAGCUUCCUUCAUUUCCUUUUAACGAAACUUGAAAGGGGAUCAUCUACUACUAGUUUGUACUAGGUUUUUUCAGGAAAGGGAAACAAAUUUAAAUAUAUAUAUAUAUAUAUGCGAUAUAUAUUUUUACACCGUUUUAUUAACGCUAGGAAGUAUUAAAUAUCACUUUAUCGGUUUGAAUGUUUAAGUAUUGACAACGUUUGAGUGUUGAAACUGUGUAGUUGUCUUGCUCGAUUCUCAACCUGCAUUAAUCCCGAACAAGCUACUUUGCCGGAAUAAACACUGUUAAUCUCGCCGCUUCUUGUGAGUUCCAGGGAGGCAGGGUCUCACUAGCGCCGUCGAAGCCGUGGCUCGCAAAUCUCUAGGCAAAUACGUGUUGGAUUCAAGUGGUUUCUUGCGGAGUAUAGCGACUCACAAUGUGUACGUUUCUGCUGUUGACUGUGUAAAACUCUAUCUUCAGUUGGUAAAGUGAUCAAUAAAUGUGUUCAGAUGCUGUCA